Molecule: messenger RNA, 1124 nt
Organism: Amaranthus tricolor (Joseph's coat)
Lineage: Eukaryota; Viridiplantae; Streptophyta; Magnoliopsida; Caryophyllales; Amaranthaceae
Exons: 1
Coding region: 184-948 (254 amino acids)
Source: RefSeq, a predicted model, not a curated record
AAGCACAAAACCCAAUAAAACCAAAAACAAAAGUCACUCUUUCACACAUUACUUGGCUCACCCAACCCCACAUUCCCCUCUACUUUUGACUUUGACAUCCAUUGUUUCCCUCCCAAAUUCAUUUCUUCACUUCUCUACUCUCUCCAACAUACUCUUCAAUACCCAAAACCAUCAUUUCCAUCCAUGAACAACAACAAACCUCCAUUUCAUCAUCACCACAACAACCACCACCCACAUCCUCCACCACCACAUAACCGCCCUAACUACCCUCAACCACCACCACAUAACCGCCCUAACUACCCUCAACCACCACCACAUAACCGCCCUAACUACUCACAACCACCACCCUAUAACCGCCGUCAACCACCAAAACCUCCCAAAUCAACUCUUUCAUCAUGUAUUGUAGCAACCAUUUUCCUCCUUUUUCUCAUAAUCCUCAUCUUCAUACUAUACUUCUCUCUUUUCAAACCCAAAAACCCAUCCAUAUCCAUAACCGCCGUUACACUCCCUUCCUUCACUCUCUCCACCAACUCCUCCACAGUCAGUUUCACCUUCUCCCUCUACGCCGCCGUUAAAAACCCUAACCGCGCCGUAUUUACCCACUUCGACAGCUCACUUCAACUUCUCUACUUAGGUAAUCAAGUCGGGUUUAUGUUCAUACCCGCCGGAAAAAUCGAGCCGGGUAAAACGGAGCUUAUGGCGGCGACUUUCUCCAUUCAAGAGUUUCCGAUCUCGAAAGGGAAUGUUCCGACGACUGCGAUGAGUAUUGGGCCGCCAGUGAGUGAUGGAAUAGAGAGAGUAAAACCGGCAAUGGAGGUUGAAAUGAAGAUGGAAAUGGUGGGGAGAAUUAGGGUUUUAUGGUUUUUUAGUCAUCAUGUUGAAACAGUUUCGGAUUGUCGGGUUGAGAUUACUAUCUAUGAUGGGUCUGUGCUUGGUUUCCAUUGUUAGCUCACGUUAAGUUUUUUUUUUUUUUACAUUUUAUUUUUUUUUUAUUUUUUUGGAGUAUUUGAAGAAUACUUUUUGGGAUCUGUGUGAGGACUGAAGACUGAGAAGGAAUUUUUUCAUUGAACAAGUAGUGUAGUGGCGGAAUUUUUUUUUAAGUUGGAUUUUAAUUGUAAAAAGAU